Messenger RNA from Colletotrichum siamense, 1641 nucleotides. RefSeq names its product Neutrophil cytosol factor 2 (gene NCF2). NCBI's taxonomy places the organism in Eukaryota, Fungi, Ascomycota, Sordariomycetes, Glomerellales, Glomerellaceae. The coding region runs from base 1 to 1641 and encodes 546 amino acids. Gene Ontology annotation, molecular function: protein binding. The record is from RefSeq and is a predicted model, not a curated record. The transcript has 5 exons.
AUGUCGUUGAAACAAGAAAUAGAGUCGUGGGUGUCGGCCCUGGCCCGAUACGACAACAAUGAGUUCGACGAGGCCCUCAAGGACUUCGAAAAGAUCUCGGACACCUCAAAAAUUCUCUUCAACAUGGGUGUCAUUCACGCCACUCUAGGAGAACACGAGAAGGCUGUUGAAUGUUACCAACGAGCAAUCAGAUUAGACCAGUAUCUCGCUGUCGCCUACUUCCAACAAGGCGUAUCGAAUUUCCUGCUUGGUGACUUCGAAGAGGCACUGGCCAACUUCAACGACACCCUCCUCUACCUGAGAGGCAACACCAUGAUUGACUACGCCCAAUUGGGCCUGCUUUUCAAGCUUUACUCAUGCGAGGUUCUCUUCAACCGAGGACUGUGCUACAUUUAUUUGCAACAAAAGGAUGCAGGUCUACAAGAUCUGUCCUACGCCGUGAAGGAGAAGGUCGUCGAGGAUCACAACGUAAUUGAUGAGGCGAUCCGUGAAGAGGCCGAGGGCUACACCGUCUUCUCGAUUCCUGUCGGCGUCGUUUACCGACCAAAUGAGGCCAAGGUUCGCAACCUCAAGACUAAGGACUACCUCGGAAAGGCACGGCUGGUCGCCGCCUCCGAUCGAGCAAACGCCUUCACUGGUUUCGCUGGAUCUGAGAUCAAGAAUGUAGGCAGAUCGGUUCCCACAACCAUCAGCUUCUAUGGGAAUCAAUUUGCUAAUCAGAGACUUCUUGGUUUACAGGCUGGCAAGAAUGACAACAAAGACGACAGGCCCGCUGAUAACAUCUCCUUCGCUGCUACCAACCUGGUCAAGCCCGGUCUGGCAUCAAGAAGACAACAGUCCGAACCGCCCAACGGUCGCGGCGUCUUCCCGCCUACACCUCCUCCCGACCAAGUCGAGGCCAACGGUGGUGCUGGCGGUAUGACGCGCGGACAAUCCGUUCGCAACGGACCGAAGCCAAUGCUCGCGAAGCUCAACAUCGACAAUGCCAGAGGAAACGACCGGUACCAGAAGACGAGCAGCCCGAACGACCGUCGGGCAGCGCCGCCCAGCAUGAGAUCCGAGUCUCGAUCGGCUACCCCAAGCCGAGGCUACUCCAGACGCGAUAUGCAGAUGCGUGGCCGUCAGGACGAGGAUGCCGAAGAUGCGUACCCCGACGAGCUUUACGACAUGUACCAAGGUGGCGGCCCCGGCAGCUCUAGAACUAGUCGCCAGACCUCCCGUCGUGUGCCCCAGCGGUACAUGGAGGAUGAGGAGGACGGCUCCGACUACGGGUCCUUUGAUGAGGGUGACUUUGAGAUGGUUUCCAACAGACGCCCUGGUACCAACUCAAUGUCGUCUCGUGGCGGCUCAAGGAGGCCAGAGAUUCGCAAGAUUCGCGUCAAGGUGCACGCCGAGGACGUGAGAUACAUCAUGGUUGGUGCGGCGGUCGAGUUCCCCGACUUCAUCGACCGCAUCCGUGAGAAGUUUGGCCUCCGCAGGCGGUUCAAGAUUAAGAUCCGCGACGAGGACAUGCCCAACGGUGACAUGAUCACCAUGGGCGACCAAGAUGACCUCGACAUGGCGAUCAUGACUGCGAAGAGCCAAGCGAGGAAAGCAAGGCAGGAUAUCGGCAAGAUGGAGAUCUGGGUUCAGGAAAUUUAG